Leucoraja erinaceus (little skate) is the source of this 2822-nucleotide messenger RNA. Its product is annotated as zinc finger protein with KRAB and SCAN domains 8-like. Gene Ontology annotation, biological process: regulation of transcription by RNA polymerase II. The coding region runs from base 3 to 467 and encodes 154 amino acids. NCBI's taxonomy places the organism in Eukaryota, Metazoa, Chordata, Chondrichthyes, Rajiformes, Rajidae. Gene Ontology annotation, molecular function: RNA polymerase II cis-regulatory region sequence-specific DNA binding; DNA-binding transcription factor activity. The record is from RefSeq and is a predicted model, not a curated record. The transcript has a single exon.
UGAUGCACCAGCGCACCCACACCGGCGAGCGCCCCUACACCUGCAAUGACUGCGGCAAGGGCUUCACCCGCUUCGGCAACCUGCUGGUGCACCAGCGCACCCACAGUGGAGAGCGCCCCUACACCUGUGUCCAGUGCGGCAAGGGCUUCACCCACUCCAGCCACCUGCUGAGGCACCAGCGCACCCACACCGGCGAGCGCCCCUACACCUGCACCCAAUGCGGGAAGAGAUUCACCCGCUCCACCUAUCUGCUGUCCCACCAGCGGGUGCACGACGGCAACUGUCCCUUCACCAGCCCGGUGUGUGGAGAGCGCUUUGCCAUGGCCUCCCACACCCUGUCUCACCAGCACAUGCACACCAGUGGCCAGCCCUACGACUGCCCGUACUGCGGUGAGGAGUUUGACAGCUCACGGGGGUUGCGGCGGCACCGGCGGACCCACGUCGGCGACCAGCUGCUCCCACUGUGACAACAGAGCAUGGGGGCUGCGGGAGCACCAGCGGAUAUACACCGGAGAGAGACCCUUUGUGUGCACUGAGUGUGGCAAGGGUUUCACCCGCAUGUCCAACCUGUGGCAGCACCGGCGUAUCCACGGCGGUGAGAGUCCCUUCCCCUGCCCAUCCUGUGGUAAGGGCUUCACCCGCCUUGACCACUUGCAGGAGCACUGGCGAGUCCACACCGGUCAGUGCCCCUUCACCUGCCCGCUCUGUGGCAAGGCCUUUGCCCGCUCCUCCAGCCUGCUGGCACACCGCCAUGUAGAUAGGUUGGCGCUGUUUAGGUAAACACAAAAUGCUGGAAGGGUAACGUUUCGGAUGGUUUCUUCAGUCACCCAUUCCCUCUCUCCAGAGAUGCUGCCUGUCCCGCUGAGUUACUCCAGCACUUUGUGUCCUUUUUUGUAAACCAGCAUCUGCAGUUACUUGUUUUUAAGCCAUUCUGGACCUGCACCUUCCCCAAAGCCUCCACAUCAGUCCUGUAAUGGAAUGACCAGAACUGUAUGCAAAUGCUACCUGACCAAUGUCCCUUAAAGCUGCACAUAUACAUUCCUCUCUCUCCCCUCUCCCUUCUCUCCCCCCCCCACUCCUACACAAAAUCUCUCCACUCCACCCCCUCAUGCCCCUCCUCUCUCUCACACUCCCUCUCUUGCUCCCUAUCUCUCUCCCAUAGCCCCUCACUCGCUCCCACUCAGACACACAAACACUCUCUCACACACACAAACAGUCUCUCACACACACACACGACACUCCCCCUCUCUCUCAAACACACACACACAGUCCCCCUCUCCCUCUCACACACAGCACUCCCCCUUUCCCUCUCUCCCUCUCUCUCACCUACACACACAAACAGUCUCUCACACACACACACAACACUCCCCCCUCUCUCUGUCACACACACACACUGUCCCUCUCUGUCACACACACACUCCAUCUCUCUUUCACACACUCCCUCUCUCUUUCACACACGCACUCUCACACACGCACUCUCUCUCACACACACACUCUCUCACACACACACACACACUCACGCACACACUCGGUUCGCAAUAACCAACCUGAUCUCCUGGUGGCUCAGCACCUCAACUCCUCCAUGGCCAGAGUGAGGCCCACCGUAAAUUAGAACAGCAGCACCUCAUAUUUCGCUAGGGCAGUUUGCACCCCAGCGGCAUGAACAUUGACUUAAACAUAGAAACAUAGAAAAUAGGUGCAGGAGGAGGCCAUUCAGCCCUUCGAGCCAGCACCGCCAUUCAUUGUGAUCAUGGCUGAUCGUCCCCUAUCAAUAACCCGUGCCUGCCUUCUCCCCAUAUCCCUUGACGCCCUAGAGUAUCUAGCUCUCUCUUAAAUCCAUCCAGUGAUUUGGCCUCCACUGCCCUCUGUGGCAGGGAAUUCCACAAAUUCACAACUGUCUGGGUGAAAACGUUUUUUCUCAUCUCAGUUUUAAAUGGCCUCCCCUUUAUUCUAAGACUGUGGCACCUGGUUCUGGACUCGCCCAACAUAGGGAACAUUUUUCCUGCAUCUAGCUUGUCCAGUCCUUUUAUAAUUUUAUAUGUUUCUAUAAGAUACCCCCUCAUCCUUCUAAACUCCAGUGAAUACCAGCCUAGUCUUUUCAAUCUUUCCUCAAAUGACAGUCCCGCCAUCCCUGGGAUCAACCUUGUUAGCUAAUUUCAGGUAGUCCCUACUUACUCCUCCCCUUCUCAGCUCUCCCUCAGCCCACUUGCUCCACCUCCUCCUUUCUUCUUCCCCCCUCCCCCACCCUCACAUCAGUCUGAAGAAGGGUUUCAACCCGAAACAUUGCCUAUUUCCUUCACUCCAUAGAUGUUGCCUCACCCGCUGAGUUUCUCCAGCAUUUUUGUCUCCCUUCGAUUUUCCAGCAUCUGCAGUUCCUUCUUAAGCAUUUUAAAUUGUUUUUUUAAAGAAUGUUUUGACGCAUUUGUGCCUUACGUAACAAAUAAAACAAGUUUAUCCUGACCUCACUGUGAAAGAAUUUAAUUUGGUCCGUAAAUUAAAAAUGCAGAUUUGCUGAAAAACAGAAAGCAGUCAAAUUUAAAAGAGAAUUUUCCCAGCAGCAUAAAGUCUGGGAAAAUCUUAGAAGCUUGGUUUACACUAAUCAUUGAAACAAUAUAUCAACAAUGUAUUAACAUAGAGAUGCAUAGUCUGGGCACAGCACCAUAUUAGAUAUCUGUCUGAACUGCCUGUCCCAGCUAAGGACAAGGUAGUGGCUUUCAUCCAAGUCUUACAAGCUUGUUUUAGUUCACAGACGGAUGCCCAUUCUGGAACCAAGAUGGAAGUCAUUUGAAAACAAAAUGGAGUUAGAUGUCCUUCCGGAAUGG